This is a messenger RNA of Ilex paraguariensis (yerba mate), 771 nucleotides long. Lineage: Eukaryota; Viridiplantae; Streptophyta; Magnoliopsida; Aquifoliales; Aquifoliaceae. The record is from the annotation of a GenBank genome assembly.
AUGAGUCCACCAUUCCAUUCAUUUCAUCUGCAUAAGCUCUGUUAUGCAUUUAUGAUUUUGCUGCCUGGUGUAACAAUCCUCACUGCCACUGCCAUUAGGACCAAUAAUGGCGGAAACGAGACAGAUCGACUUGCCUUGUUGGCCUUCAAGGAAAAGAUCACAAAUGACCCUCAAGGUGUUUUGAGGUUGUGGAAUGAUUCUCUCAACUUCUGCGACUGGAAUGGUGUUCAAUAUGGACGUCGGCACAGGAGAGUCACCACGAUAGAUUUAGAGUCUAGAGGCAUAGCGAGCACCUUGUCCCCUUAUCUUGGGAACCUCAGCUUUCUUCGGGUGUUUAAUCUCAGUAACAUCUUUCAAGGUGAAAUUCCCCUUGAACUUGGUCGUCUGUUUAGGCUUGAAAUAUUGGACCUGAAUGGAAACAACUUUGAAGGAAAAAUCCCAUCCACGCUAUCGCGCUACUCAGAACUCACGUUCCUUAGUGUUGCGAACAAUAAUCUAGUUGAAAAAAUUCCAGAUGAGCUUAGCUCCUUGUCAAAGCUUACAAAUUUUCAAAUUCAUGUAAACAAAUUUACAGGAGGGAUUCCUUCCUUCAUUGGGAAUCUUACAUUGUUGGAAACCAUGUCUGCAGCUUAUAAUCAUUUGGUAGGAAGUAUUCCAGAUGCAUUCGGCCAAUUGAGAAACAUAAUGGCAAUUGGAUUGGGUGGAAAUAACCUCUCUGCCAGACAUAGGUAUGAUGCUUCCUCAUCUUCAACUCCUGCAGCUGGAAGCUAA